AUGUCAGGUACAGACAGGAAGUGAUGUCAGGUAUAAAUAGGAAGUUCAGGUGAGAGGUGAGUGGGGAGGAAGUAGAGAGGAGACGUUGGUGGAAAGAAACCCCCAUAGAUCACAUGACAACAUUGAGGAUGGAGGAGGACCGGAGUCACAUGACUGAGAGGAUACUAAACCUCACCCUGGAGAUCAUCUACCUGCUGACUGGAGAGAGAUUUCCUCUUGUGAAGUCAGGUGAUCAUAUGACCAUCACAGUGCCUCCAUGUGACUCCCUAAAACCUGAGAGACACAACAUGCAGAAGAUUCUAGAAGUCACCAAGAAGAUGAUGGAGCUGCUGACAGGAGAGGUUCCUAUAAGGUGUCAGGGUGUCACUGUCUAUUUCUCCAUGGAGGAGUGGGAGUAUUUAGAAGGACACAAGGAUCUCUACAAGGACGUCAUGAUGGACAAUCAGCCGCCCCUCACAUCACCGGAUGGAUCCAGUCAUGGGAACCCACCAGAGAGAUGUCCCCGUCCUCUGUAUUCCCGGGAUUCCACACAGGAAGGUCACACCAUCCCUCACCAUCAUCAGGGUGAAGAUCUGAUGAAGAUGAAAGUUGAGAGUGAAGAAGAAGAGAUGUAUGUGAGGGAUGAUCAGCAAUAUACGGAGGAGGCUGGAAUGAUGAGGACAUUCAAAGAGGAGGACACUCCUACAGAGAUCCGCACAGGACACGCCAUCAAGAAACCCUCAAAGGAUCACCUCACUUUACCUCUAAGCUGUAAAAUGGAAGAGGAGGACAUCACAGGAGAUUGUGCAGGAGAAACGACAAUGAUCUCAGUUAUGGAUGGUGGACUUCACAGUGUGGAUGGACCAUCAAAUCCCUCUGACUCUGAGCAACCUCGUACUGUGAGCGAUGGUGCCGGAAUUCAGGGGGAGGAGAACUGUCCCUCUCCUAAUUGUUGGGAAAGUUUUGGCUCUGAAUCAAGUCUAACUGUACAUCAGAGAUCUCACACGGGUGGGAAGCUUCACCCUUGUUCUGAGUGCGGGAAAUGUUUUUUAAAAAAAUCAGAACUCAUCAUACAUUACAGAUCUCAUACGGGGGAGAAGCCAUAUUUCUGCCCUGAGUGUGGGAAAUGUUUUGUACAAAAAUCAGACCUUCUAAUACAUCAGAGAUCUCACACAGGGGAAAAGUUGUGUUCCUGCCCUGAGUGUGGGAAAUGUUUUUUCACAGAAAUCAUACCUUGUUAUACAUCAAAGGUUUCACACAGGGGAGAAGCCAUAUUCCUGUUCUGAAUGUGGGAAAUCUUACACACAGAAAUCAACACUUAUCACACAUCAGAGAUCUCACACAGGGGAGAAGCCGUUUUCCUGUCCUGAGUGCGGGAAAUGUUUUUCACAGAAAUCAGACCUUGUUAUUCAUCAGAGAAUUCACACGGGAGAAAAGCCGUAUUCCUGCCCUGAAUGUGGGAAAUCUUAUCCUCGGAAAUCAAAACUUAUCAUACAUCAAAGAUCUCACACUGGGGAGAAGCUAUUUCCCUGCCCUGAGUGCGGGAAAUGUUUUUUUACAGAAAUCAGAACUUAUUAGACAUCAAAAGUCUCACAGAGGGGAAGAACCGUUUAUAUGCCCUGAUUGUGGGAAAUGUUUCUCAUAUAAAUCAAG
Messenger RNA from Staurois parvus, 1632 nucleotides. Lineage: Eukaryota; Metazoa; Chordata; Amphibia; Anura; Ranidae. The record is from the annotation of a GenBank genome assembly.